AAGAUAAAACUGUACAGAGCAGGAAAAGUUCAGUUGGAUCGGUAAACAGUUUUCUAAACGAUUCUUAUCAAUAAAAAAAAUAAUUAACAUUUAUAAAAACAAUUAAUUAACCAAAUUGAUUUCACACUUCGAAAGUAAGAUAAGGAAAAGAAAAGUCUUGUGCUCGUGUAAAAUAUAUCAGAACCUUGACUUUUAUCGAUAUCCACAGGUUUGGAGGUGUUAAACUACCCCAAGGCAACAAAAUGGAUGCCCCAAAGACAUCAGACAUCAUAAUAUUGGCUGGCAACUCUCAUCCAGAGUUAGCUAAUUUGAUAGCGAAACGGUUGGGGGUACAAAUUGGUCAGUGCUCCAUUUAUCAUAGGAGCAACAGAGAAACUAUGUUUCAGAUUGGAGACUCAGUUAGAGGGAAGGAUAUUUUUAUUAUCCAGACUGGAACAAAAGAUGUAAAUAAUAACAUAAUGGAAAUGCUAAUAAUGGCCUACGCUCUUAAAACAUCAUCAGCCAAAUCAAUUGUUGGUGUCAUCCCCUACCUACCAUAUAGCAAACAGUGUAAAAUGCGAAAGCGUGGGGCAGUAGUAACAAAACUGGUGGCCCAAAUGAUGGUUAAAGCUGGGAUGACCCAUAUUAUCACCAUGGACCUCCAUCAAAAGGAGAUUCAGGGCUUCUUUGACUUGCCUGUGGACAACCUGAGGGCUAGUCCUUUCUUGCUGCAAUACAUUCAAGAGAGUAUUCCAGAUUAUAGAAAUGCAGUUAUAGUGGCCAGAAACCCAGGAUCGGCUAAAAAAGCCACUUCGUACGCUGAGAGAUUACGUUUGGGGAUUGCCGUUAUUCAUGGGGAACAAAAAGAAUCUGAUGCAGAUGAGGUGGAUGGAAGGUAUUCUCCACCAACUGUACCAAAAUCCCGUACUAUGGAUGCUGGGGUUGGGGUACCAAUUCAUAUUGCCAAAGAAAAGCCGCCAAUAAAUGUUGUCGGGGAUGUGGGAGGUAGAAUUGCCAUUAUGGUGGACGAUAUGAUUGACGACGUGAAAUCCUUCGUUGCAGCAUCAGAGGUCCUAAAAGACCGCGGCGCAUAUAAAAUUUACGUUUUGGCUACACACGGUCUGUUAUCAUCUGACGCUCCCAGACUUAUUGAGGAUUCUCCUAUAGAUGAAGUUGUGGUCACUAACACCAUUCCUCACGAGCUCCAAAAGAUGCAGUGCCACAAAAUCAAGACCGUUGACAUCUCGAUCCUGCUCGCCGAAGCUAUUCGCAGGAUUCACAAUAAGGAAUCCAUGUCUUAUCUGUUUAGAAAUGUGACCCUGGAGGACUAAAUUGGAACCAAAUAUAUUGCAUUAUAAUUAUAUAACAUUGUUAGGAUGUGGUGUCAGAGAGUUUUUUUUUUUUGCUUUAUUUAGGUAUCAAACAAAACGUAGGCUUGCUAGGUUUAAGUUACUAUUGUUUCACUUUGUUGAAUUACGAUAAUUGUAAGGUAAUAAAGUUUAUUUCAAAAUGUACAA
Messenger RNA from Anthonomus grandis grandis, 1496 nucleotides. RefSeq names its product phosphoribosyl pyrophosphate synthase-associated protein 2. The transcript has 8 exons. Gene Ontology annotation, biological process: purine nucleotide biosynthetic process; 5-phosphoribose 1-diphosphate biosynthetic process. The record is from RefSeq and is a predicted model, not a curated record. Gene Ontology annotation, cellular component: ribose phosphate diphosphokinase complex; cytoplasm. Gene Ontology annotation, molecular function: magnesium ion binding; ribose phosphate diphosphokinase activity. Bases 243 to 1310 code for a protein of 355 amino acids. NCBI's taxonomy places the organism in Eukaryota, Metazoa, Arthropoda, Insecta, Coleoptera, Curculionidae.